This is a messenger RNA of Prosopis cineraria, 1383 nucleotides long. RefSeq names its product glutaminyl-peptide cyclotransferase-like. The coding region runs from base 219 to 1157 and encodes 312 amino acids. The transcript is spliced from 11 exons. The record is from RefSeq and is a predicted model, not a curated record. NCBI's taxonomy places the organism in Eukaryota, Viridiplantae, Streptophyta, Magnoliopsida, Fabales, Fabaceae. Gene Ontology annotation, molecular function: glutaminyl-peptide cyclotransferase activity.
UUACCCCGGCUUUAGGCUGGAACAAUAGUCCAUUCCCGUCGCAUCAUGCUUUCAUUUGCCGGGAAGCCAACACCUGUCGUAAAAUUCAUUGUUCGCAGGGACAAAGUCAACACUCUGCUUUGCUACCCAGAACUUCUACUCCGCUCAUGGUUUUCAUUGCCUGAACCACUCGCCGAUAGCGCAGGGCAUUUUCGUUUCUUAACGAUAACCAUUCUUCCAUGGCAUCCUUGUGGCGCAAGACCGGCGCGUACACUACGCUUUCCCUGCUUCUUUCUGCUUCUCUAGCUAUUGCUGUCAUCGAUCACUUAGCUAUUCCGACGAAAAAGUUGAGCGACUUCAAAUAUGGUGAAUCAUAUUCUUACGAGAUGGUCAGUGUGAUCAAUGAAUUUCCUCACGAUCCUGAAGCCUUUACCCAGGGUCUUGUUUAUGGUGGAAAUGACACUUUAUUUGAGUCAACUGGUCUUUAUGGAAAGUCAUCUGUUCGCAAAGUAGCUCUUCGCACUGGGAAGGUUGAGACUCUUCAGAAGAUUGAUGAUUCUAUAUUUGGUGAAGGAUUAACUCUUUUUGGUGAAAGGUUGUUCCAAGUAGCUUGGUUGCAGAAGACUGGCUUCAUAUAUGACCACAACAAUUUAAGCAAAGUUGGAGAAUUUAUGCAUCAGAUGAAUGAUGGGUGGGGUCUGGCAACUGAUGGAGAAGUUUUGUUUGGAAGUGAUGGCAGUUCAACAUUGUAUCAGAUGGAUCCUCGUACAUUCAACAUUCUAUCAAAAUCUGUUGUCUACUACAAGGGGCAUCAAGUAAAAUUUCUCAACGAAUUGGAGUCUGUAAAUGGUGAAGUUUGGGCAAAUGUUUUGGGGGUUGACUGCAUCGUAAGAAUCUCUCCCAAGGAUGGUCGUGUUAUUGGAUGGAUUGUCCUCCCAAAUUUAAGAGAGCAAGAGGUGGUGGCUCAGAAUCAAAAGCAGAUGGUUUUGAAUGGCAUAGCAUGGGAUAGUGAAAAGAAGCGGAUAUUUGUGACGGGAAAGCUAUGGUCAAAGAUAUACGAAAUCAGAGUUGUUCCUAUAAAUAAACCAAUUGAAGAAGGGUUCAUUGAGCAGCUUUGCUUGCCUCCACUUCACAAAUUUACGUACGACAGAAGUGAAAGUUUGAGUAUCAGUCAUUAACUAUGAAGGGUUCUAUCAUGUUGGUUUCUGUAAAUCUGUCCUGAGAGUUUCGUGGGUCCUGUCGCUCUCUCUCCAAUCCUCUUGUGAACUAAGAGGAUCCUUGUGUGAAAUGUAAGAGAAAAAAUGAUCGAAGAAUUCGUUUGAGAUGAUGUAUAGUCAAACAGAGUGAAUACUAAUGCUGUGGUUAAAUAAAUUCUCUUGCUGAAUAAAUUUAUUAUUCUAUGAA